AAAUCUUAUUUUUAUUCGGAACGAGACUUCGACCGGUUUAAAACAUAAAAAUUAUACGUUAAAAAUUUUAAGUUACAUUAUGGCUUUGCAUAAAAUUGAUGGGGUUGCAAACAUUUCGAAACAAUUAAAUCGUUGGCGCAGUGUGGCUAUUUUCAUGUGUCGGCAAUCGAGGAAUGCUCACGUAGCUCAGCACCCUUUGACAACGGAUAAAGAAGUUCCUACCGAAACAACCAAAAAGGUGACUGAAUCUUUGGUGUGGUCGAAAAACUCUCCAGUGAGCCUGCUGGUGGAAAGCGGCCGAAAACCACAGCACAAUAGGACUCUCGAGUUGAAGAAGGCAGCUGCCCAGCUCAGUAGGAGCAAUGAGUCCCUCAAGGCGCACUACAUAAAGAAGCGAAACGAUCGCGUUGCGGAGGAACUAUUGGCCAAGGAGCCUCAGACGGCCCAAAAGCUGGCCAAUUUAAUGAGCCUCAACAUCGCAAUGGUGGAGACGAAACGCCCGCGAUCUUAUAGUGCCCCACCUAGGCGUAUGGAAACGGAUCAUUCCACGGGAUCUAUCGAUUUCAAGCCGCAAAGCAACCAGAGUGUGCGUUGGAAAUGUAAGAAAAUCUCCAAGGAGGCAAACAGUUUCGAUGAGGCGGGCUUAAAAGAUGCUAAGGAUCGUCAAAAGGCCCCCUUAAAAAACGCUCAAAAGCUGGCUGAGCAGUCACAGGUGGCUGAGCAACCACAACAAAAAGCAUCUGAGGUGGACACUAAGCCGAGGAAAACCGAUAAAAUUGUCAGGACCGUGAAUAAAUUGAAAAUAGGUUCCAUUACAAAUUCGAGCUCAGAAGAUAAGCCAGAUUGGCAAAAGAGUCUACAUAAACCGACAGAGGCUCCUAAAGAACCGAUCCCUAAAAAUUUGAAUUCCCUGGCUAAGUGGAAAAUAGGUUCCAGAUCUAUCCCUCGACUUGACAUUUAGUGCUUGGAUUGAAAUGUUCUCCAUAGUUUAAAUAUGAAAAGCAGAUUUCAAACCUCGUUUUGUUUUGUCGUAUUCCCAUUCUUUCAAACAUGUUAAGCAAACAUUACAUUUUGAGAUCCUCAUUUGACAAUUAAAUACUCUAUGACAAAUAAACUGAAA
Molecule: messenger RNA, 1120 nt
Organism: Drosophila suzukii
Lineage: Eukaryota; Metazoa; Arthropoda; Insecta; Diptera; Drosophilidae
Product: muscle M-line assembly protein unc-89-like
Source: RefSeq, a predicted model, not a curated record